AUGAGCGACGACCAAGUCUUUCAAUGGCUCUUGGACGUUGACCGUAUUUGGCUUACCCAGUUUGAAGGCGUGGAGCCCUUCAGAUCUAGUGUACAGUGGUCAAAAGAGAAGGACGUGCAGGCCGCCCUCAGCCAACUCCCGAGCGAUGAAAGCACAAAAGUUCUGAAAUUCUACCGUCAUACAGAUGCAAAGCUUUGCCUUGGCUCGUGCUUGUUGAAGCGCCGAGCAAUCUCAGACUUUUGCAACGUCCCGUGGGCUGAUGUCGCCAUAGGAGUGGAUAGCAACCGUAAACCCUGCUACUCACCGAAAGAAGCUACUGGCAAGAAGCUGGAAUUCAACGUGUCCCAUCACGGCACGUUGGUUGCGCUCGUCGGUUGUCCGGGCAAUAACGUGAAGCUUGGUGUUGAUGUGGUCAGGAUGAGCUGGGAGAAGGACUAUGACAAGGUCAUGAAAGAGGGAUUCGAAUCAUGGGCUACUACAUAUGAGAUGGUCUUUUCACCGCGUGAAAUGCGUGACAUCUCUGAAUUUAUCCCUCCUAAUUGCAGGGACAGUACGGAAGUGAUCAAAGCCAAGCUGCGCCAUUUCUAUGCGUUUUGGUGUUUAAAGGAAGCAUUCGUAAAGAUGACUGGCGAAGCACUGAUGGCAAGCUGGCUCAAGCGUUUAGAAUUUCGCGACGUCGACGUCCCAGAGUGUUCUACGGAAGGAUCUUGGGGAAGAAUCUGCAGAAAUGUGGAAAUCUACUUCGAUGAUGAAAGAGUGGAGGGUGUUCUGUUGCAAAUUCAGAGUUUCUGCAAAGAAUACAUGAUCGCUACCUGUGCUUCGAGUGCCGUGGUAGUGGAGCCGUUCAAAGUGCUCAGCGCUGAUCAACUCUUCCCUUCGAUCAUCCAGCCUUGA
Bacidia gigantensis is the source of this 894-nucleotide messenger RNA. RefSeq lists its product as uncharacterized. Gene Ontology annotation, cellular component: cytosol. The coding region runs from base 1 to 894 and encodes 297 amino acids. The transcript has a single exon. NCBI's taxonomy places the organism in Eukaryota, Fungi, Ascomycota, Lecanoromycetes, Lecanorales, Ramalinaceae. Gene Ontology annotation, molecular function: holo-[acyl-carrier-protein] synthase activity; magnesium ion binding. The record is from RefSeq and is a predicted model, not a curated record.